Momordica charantia (bitter melon) is the source of this 880-nucleotide messenger RNA. Its product is annotated as MYB-like transcription factor EOBII. The record is from RefSeq and is a predicted model, not a curated record. Gene Ontology annotation, molecular function: DNA-binding transcription factor activity; sequence-specific DNA binding. Lineage: Eukaryota; Viridiplantae; Streptophyta; Magnoliopsida; Cucurbitales; Cucurbitaceae. Gene Ontology annotation, biological process: regulation of DNA-templated transcription. Gene Ontology annotation, cellular component: nucleus.
AGAGAGAAGUACAAAUGCAUGGUAGCUCAUAUAUAGUUACUUAUAAAGCUCAAAUAUUACUAACAACCAUUUUAAUCUUGUUUGGCAUCUCUAUAAAACCCUAGCUACCGCCAUUAUCUUAUUAACUCUCCACCUCUCUCUCUCUUCCAUCUCUCUCUCUCCUCUCUUCCAUUUUUCUCCCUCUCUCUUCUCUUCUCUUCUCUCUUUUCUCUCCUCGAGAGAUCAUAGAAAGAAAAAGAAAAGAAAAGAAAAUGGAUAAAACACCAUGCAACUCACCACAAGAUGUGGAGGUGAGGAAAGGGCCAUGGACUAUGGAAGAAGAUUUGAUUCUCAUCAACUACAUAGCCAACCAUGGAGAAGGUGUUUGGAACUCACUUGCUAAAGCUGCUGGUCUGAAACGUACCGGGAAGAGUUGUCGCCUCCGGUGGUUGAAUUACCUCCGUCCCGAUGUCCGGCGAGGCAACAUCACGCCGGAGGAACAGCUUCUGAUCAUGGAGCUGCAUGCCAAAUGGGGAAACAAGUGGUCGAAAAUUGCAAAGCAUCUGCCGGGGAGGACGGAUAACGAGAUAAAGAACUACUGGAGGACGAGAAUCCAGAAGCACAUCAAGCAAGCACAUAGCUUCCAAAGUAGCACAGCAAGUGGAAUAUGUCAUGACCAUAAUCAAAUGAGUGAACAAGCAGCAAGCUCAAGUAGCUGCCAAAUUUCUUACACAAUGGAUCCAAUGGAAACCUAUUCUUCUCCUCCAAAUAAUAAUCUUGAUGCUUUCACAGURCCUUUGCCCCCAACUGAUAAUUCCAAUGAAAAUUAUUGGAGCAUGGAGGAUCUCUGGUCUAUGCAACUUCUCAACGCUGAAUAGAAAGAAAAAAAAAACACAAAAAA